Messenger RNA from Dioscorea cayenensis subsp. rotundata (Guinea yam), 1506 nucleotides. RefSeq names its product GDP-mannose 4,6 dehydratase 1-like. NCBI's taxonomy places the organism in Eukaryota, Viridiplantae, Streptophyta, Magnoliopsida, Dioscoreales, Dioscoreaceae. Gene Ontology annotation, molecular function: GDP-mannose 4,6-dehydratase activity. Gene Ontology annotation, biological process: GDP-mannose metabolic process. The record is from RefSeq and is a predicted model, not a curated record.
UCGUUAGUUCAAUCGAAACGCGAGUCCCGUUCUUUCAUCGAUUCACUCCCUCUCGCUCUCUCUCUUCCCUCUUCGUCAUUCCCAGAUCUACUAGUGAAGCUCCUCCAAUGGCCGACGAUUCCUCCACAAAUCAGCAUGCCGACCAGUCUCCGGCCAACGGCCAGGCAAUGGCUGACGCAAUCUCGGUGAUCCCACCGUCGAUUGCGCCUCCACGCAAGGUCGCCCUGAUCAGCGGCAUCACCGGCCAGGACGGCUCAUACCUCACCGAGCUCCUCCUCAACAAGGGCUACGAGGUCCAUGGCCUCAUUCGCCGCUCCUCCAACUUCAACACCGCCCGCCUCGAUCACCUCUACGUCGAUCCCCACAACUCCAACAAGGCCCGGAUGCGUCUCCACUAUGCCGACCUCUCCGACGCCUCCUCUCUCCGCCGCUGGGUCGAUACCCUCCUUCCUGACGAGGUCUACAAUCUCGCCGCUCAAUCCCAUGUCGCUGUCUCCUUCGAGAUCCCUGAUUACACCGCCGACGUCGUCGCCACCGGCGCUCUCCGCCUCCUCGAUGCCGUCCGCGCGGCGACCCCCUCUAAGCCCGGCGGCAUCCGCUACUAUCAGGCCGGAUCGUCUGAGAUGUUCGGCUCCACACCUCCUCCUCAAUCUGAAACAUCCCCAUUCCACCCCCGGUCCCCUUACGCCGCCGCCAAGUGCGCCGCUCACUGGUACACUGUCAACUACCGUGAGGCUUACGGUUUGUUCGCCUGCAACGGGAUCCUCUUCAACCACGAGAGCCCUCGCCGCGGCGAGAACUUCGUGACCCGCAAGAUCACCCGCGCCGUUGGCCGGAUCCGCGUCGGCCUGCAGACCCGGCUGUUCCUCGGUAACCUCUCGGCCGCUCGUGACUGGGGCUUCGCCGGGGAUUACGUUGAGGCGAUGUGGAUGAUUCUGCAGCAGGACAAGCCCAGCGACUACGUCGUCGCCACCGACGAGUCUCACACCGUCGAAGAGUUCUUGGAGGAGGCCUUCGGAUGCGUGGGUCUCCACUGGAAGGACCAUGUGGAGGUGGAUCCCAGGUACUUCAGGCCUGCGGAAGUUGAUAGCUUGCGAGGGGAUUCCACCCGGGCAAGGACCGUGCUCGGUUGGAAGCCCAAGGUGGGCUUCAAGGAGCUGGUGAAGAUGAUGGUGGACAAUGAUGUUGAUCUCGCGAAGAAGGAGAAGGUCCUGGUCGACGCCGGCUACCGAGACGCGCAGCAGCAGCCAUGAUCAAUGUUUAUUUGGUAAUGCCCCUUUGCCUUCCCAUGAAUUUUUCAUUCCUUCCCUUACAAACUAUUCCAGAGAGAACUUAAAAAAUAAAAAUGAAAAGAAAAAAAAAAAAAAAAUCCUUCUUUUGUCCUUAAUAUUUUGUUCCUUUAAUUUGUUUGUUAUUUGUUACUGCUGUUAUUGUUUACAAGUCGGAUCUUUGCCAUUAAUUUUGUUCCAAUAAUUAAAUUAUUGUAUGAUUAGUUUUAGCUGCUUA